Messenger RNA from Drosophila grimshawi, 1449 nucleotides. It is a transcript of the gene PIG-U, whose product is annotated as phosphatidylinositol glycan anchor biosynthesis class U protein. Gene Ontology annotation, biological process: attachment of GPI anchor to protein; protein localization to cell surface. Gene Ontology annotation, cellular component: membrane; GPI-anchor transamidase complex. Lineage: Eukaryota; Metazoa; Arthropoda; Insecta; Diptera; Drosophilidae. The record is from RefSeq and is a predicted model, not a curated record. Bases 122 to 1402 code for a protein of 426 amino acids. The transcript is spliced from 4 exons.
AAAUUGGCAAACAUAUGUUUUACGUAGGGGCCGUCCCCAAAACACAGCAAUAGUUGUUAAAGUAUUAUGCUGGUAACUUAAGUUUGCCGACAAGAAUAGAUCUCAAUAACAAUAUACAGCCAUGGACUUUAAGUUCUACAAACUACUUUUAUUAGGCGGCGCCGUGCGCUUGUAUUUCAGUGGCACUUCUUUGGCGUCGCUCAUCGGCAAUCGUGUGGAAUUCGCAACUCCUUUAAACUCGUUCAAGCGAGUGCAAGAGGGUGUGUUCCUGCUACAGCAAGGCAUCGAUCCCUAUCGGGGAGAUCUGGUGCAUGAGACGCCGCUGCUGCUGAAGGCUCUAUCCGGCAUUUUGCUAAAUUAUGCUCAACUUCUACCCAUACUGUACAUACUGCUCGACCUGUGCACGGGCAGCCUGCUGUAUUUCCUGAGCCGUCGCUUCGUUGAGCAAAAACUGCAGGAGCAGCGACUGGAGCGCAAGGACUACGCCAAGGAUACGGAGGAGCUGCAGUAUAGUGCGGAUGAUAACUGCAACAUAUCGGAACUAGUCCUGCUUGCCUAUCUAUUCAAUCCGCUGACCAUCAUGAGCUGCAUUGGACUGACCUCUACGGUGCUGAGUAAUCUACUGCUAGCAAUGUAUCUAUAUGCAAUGAUCAGGCGCCAGCUUCUCGUCUGCCUCGCCCUGCUCGCAUUUGAGACCGUGCGUAGUCUUUAUCCGGUUGUUCUCAUUGCCCCAUUGCUUUUACUCUUUGCCCGUCACUCGGUCUCACGGGGCAUUGGAAUAUUGAUGUUGUUUGCCACUUGUUGUUUGGCUGUUGUCGGUGCGAAUUUUUUGGUCAUGAAUAGCUGGAAUUUCUUGGACGGCACACUUGGAUUUAUUUUCUACUUUCGGGAUCUACAGCCAAAUAUUGGAUUGUUUUGGUACUUUUUCACAGAAAUGUUUGAGCAUUUCCGCACCAUGUUUCUGAUCACAUUCCAGCUUAAUGCCACCGUCCUCUAUUUGGUGCCACUGUCGAUAAAGCUGCGCAAGGAGCCGCUGCUCUUGGCUACUGUGCUCGUUGCCCUCAUGGCUGUGUUUCGGGCAUAUCCCAGCCUGGGUGACGUUGGUUUCUAUUUGGCAUUGCUGCCACUCUGGCGUCGCUGCUGGAAAUUCAUGGCGCACGGCUUUGUCGUCUUCACGUUCUUCCUGAUCACGUUGUCCAUGAUGGGCGCACUGUGGCAUCUUUGGAUAUACGCCGGAUCGGCGAAUGCAAACUUUUACUUUGGAGCCACGCUCGCCUUCUGCACGGGUCAAAUAUUCCUAAUUACGGAUUUGCUAUUUGCGCACGUCAAGCGAGAGUUUUGCCUCUACAAUGGCCAAAAGAUUAUGAUUGAUGGCGAGGAGGCGCGUAUUCUGCUAGAAUAAGAACUGAAGAACACACAAAUAAAGAAAACCACUUUUAUUCCAACUAU